Molecule: messenger RNA, 1866 nt
Organism: Colletotrichum costaricense
Lineage: Eukaryota; Fungi; Ascomycota; Sordariomycetes; Glomerellales; Glomerellaceae
Product: HSF-type DNA-binding protein
Exons: 6
Biological process (GO): regulation of DNA-templated transcription
Molecular function (GO): sequence-specific DNA binding; DNA-binding transcription factor activity
Source: RefSeq, a predicted model, not a curated record
CAUACCUCCUGCGAUAGACCUAUCCCAUUGUCUUCCUCUGCGCGCAUCGCUGCAGAACCCGCCCGCAUCGCCUAUACCGUUCUGCGAAGCCAUGAGGGGAUGGCCACAGUGACUGAGAGUCCGCAGAGAGCUCCUCUGCCUGCUAACGGUCAUGCCGAUCUGAUUCCGAAUCGCAUUGUACCUAUCCCAACCCCGACCCCGACCAUCCAAAUGUCUGCUCCAUCUCCCGGUGAGCCUAUGGAGAUCACUUCCUCCAACAACGCCAGCACGACCUCUCCUUCGAGCAAGCACAACGAUACGGAUGCCAACGGCGCAUCCAAGCACACCUCGCCUACAGACCAAUCUGCGAACAACUCGAUCGCCAUGCCCGCCGCGCCCGCAGCUGCGGCCGCGGCUGUGCACCAGCCAAAGAUUGUGCAGACAGCUUUCAUACAUAAGCUGUACAGCAUGCUGGAGGACCCAAGCAUACAGCAUCUGAUAUCAUGGUCAGCGAGUGCUGAAAGCUUCGUUAUGUCACCGUCCGCGGACUUUUCCAAGGUUCUAGCACAAUAUUUCAAACACACCAACAUAUCCUCUUUCGUCAGACAAUUGAACAUGUACGGGUUUCAUAAAGUGAGCGACGUUUUCCACACGACAAAUCCCGAGACCGCUUUGUGGGAAUUCAAACAUGGAAACGGCAAUUUCAAGCGAGGCGACCUGGUUGGACUCCGUGAAAUCAAACGGCGAGCUUCACGUCAUGCUCUUGUUCACCGGGAGUAUCCCAACUCAAAGCCCAGCCCUUCGCAGCCCGGAACGCCUUCGGAACCGAUGCCUCCCCCGAGCGAUGGCUCCGAAAUGCGUAUGCCUGGGCUCGAGCAUACGCUGUACGACCUGAGCAUGCGACUGCAGAGAAGUGAAGAGAAUGCCCAUUACAUGCAUAUUAAGCAGCAAGCGGUGAUGGAAACAAUGUCACGGCUCCUCCAAUUCAACCAAGAGUUGUCUAGGACGGUGCUCAGUCUCGUCCCUAGUCCCGACAACCCAGUGCACCGGGAUGUUCUCAGUUUGCAAUCGGAAAUGGCAAGACAGGCCGAGAUGCUCCGAACUAUUGAUGAUCCCCAGGAAUCGCCAUUCUCAAGCAGCCGAGCAUACUUCACCAACGUGGAGAAUGCACCGGUUUCGCCGCGGCAGUUACCCCAGGAUGACCCAAGACGAAACGCGAAUCUUGCUGUUCCCCAGCCCAGAGGGCAGAAUUUCUACCGGCCUCCUGUGCCUUCGAAUCUCUCGAUCAGCACGCGAAGACCCUAUGGCUCGAUUGGUGGUGGUUCGGUUGGCGGUGGUUCAGUGCCACAGGCCUCAUCUCCCUUGCGGGGGGCGCCGCCUCCGCCUCCUCCGGGGCCGCAUCCCUUGGCUCAGGUUGAGCCGCCUCCUGGAAGUCUAGCAAGACGUCACACAUCGGCUGAUAUACGGGCACACGGGUGGCAGCCCAGUGCCCCGCCGCCGCCGUUUGCUUCAGGGCCUCCAUCAGGACCGCCUUCCGGACCUUGGCCAUCUUCGCCCAGCCGACUCGCGCCGGAGGACCAGCGCCUAAGGGAGUCGCUGUCCACCUACUCACUGCAAAACGCGACCCAAGUACGGCCUCUAUCGCGACCGACCACACCUCCUGGCGCACCCUUCUCGAAUGGUGGUGGUGGGGAUACCUUUGGCAACUGGUCGUGGAACUCGGCCAACCGGGACAACAAGAAUUUGGCCAUCAGAGAUCAUUCAGGACCACCCACGCGUCGCGGAAGUAUGGCGCAUAUCCUCAACCCGACUGACACGGCUGAACGAGACGACGAGGAUGAGGAUCCCCGAGGCGACGAUGAUCGGAAGCGCAAGCGUAUGCAGUGA